AGUCGAUAGCAGACGGCCGAAGCGUUGAGACGUCGUCAGUUGCGGGACGCGAAUAACGUGCCAAACAAAAGCCAAGCCAACAACAACUAUCAUUUUAUUUACAACAAAAGCUUGCAAGUCUUUCUUUGACAUUUUUUGUUACUGUGCGCGCUGAGCAAGCAAAGAUGCUCGCAAGCACUUAGUUAGCAUCUGGCAAUCCAUAAGUUAAGUCAGCAGCGAGUAAUCUUAAUUGAUCGGAGAAGAUGGCGCUACGGUUGCGUCGGGACGUGCAGAAGGCCUCCUACUAUGUGUGGUUCCUGGGCGCCGAGGAGGCGAAAGGAUUGCGUGGCGCGCGUGUCAUUAACUCAGUGCUCCCAUAUCUGGUGGACAGAUCGCGCGGCCAGGAGCCGCUCAAGGUGACGCUGCAGGUCUCGCACAAGGGCAUCAAAAUAGUGCAGGGCUCGUCAAAGCAUUUAAUACCACACAGUGCCAUAACCAGCUCCGUCCAAACCGAUGACAUUGUUGCUUGUGUGCUGCUCCUCUAUAAUCCGGCCACCAAAUGUCCCUUGCAUGUGCACGCCUAUCGUUGCGACUCGGAGACAACGGCGGAGGCGUUGCAUUUACAAUUGCAAAUCCUGAUUAAUCGGCCCGACAAUCAGAAGCGCUUCGAAGAACUGGAGACCAGAUUGGGGAUUAUGCCGCCGAUGCCCGCCGGCGGGGGACACGGUCCCAAUAACAAUGGUGGCAGACACAGCAGCGCCGACAAGCGACACGACUCCACCCAGAAGUCGUCGCAUCAGCAGUCACAACAACAGCAACAUCAUCAGCAGCACCAAUCGAGUAGUGGGUAUCCACAUCAGUCGCAGCAGCAGCAGCAGCACCGCCACGAGAUGUCACCGAAACGGUUCAGCAGCUCCUUGGGCAGCGACACGGGCAACAGCACGCGGGAGUCGGAGUGCAGUGAGGAGCAUGGACACGCCGGUUCGCCGGUAUCCAGAUCACCGCCGCACGGCAGCAGCAACAACAACAAUAGCAACAACAAUGGCAGCAACAAUGGCAGCAAGCAUCAUCAGCCGCAUCAUUCACAGCACCAUUCGAACUAUCCACACGGUCAUCCACCGUUGACGGCGCAGCAGAACAGCGAUUUGUUUGACUCGCUGGCCGCCGAGCUGCGCGCCAAGCUGAAUGGCAAUGGGCCGCCGCUGUUGCUGCCGCCACGUGACUAUGAUACAGUGCAUCGCUCCAAGGGCAAUCUGACGGCCAUUGAAUUGCGCCGCUGUCGGAAUGCACUAAUUGUGGGCGGCGCCGGCACGCCCAAAGCUGCAGCAGCAGCUGCAACAACAACAACAUCAACAACAGCAGCAACAGCAGCGGGCGCUGCCCCGCCCACAUUGGCCAAUGGGAAACAGGUGUCUUCACGCGGUUCCUCCGGCAUUGGGUCCGAUCUGGCUCCCAGUCCGGAGCGGCAGGAGUUGAACAGCUCAAGCGAUGAUGAGCACUGGUCGAACGAGGCGGACAAUUCGGUGAUUGCCUUGAAGCCGUCGCAAAUUGCGCUGCCGCAUCACGCGCAGCUUAAGCGGAAGAGCGCGGUGCAGCCGCCAGAGGACAGCUAUCUGCGGGACCUGCCCGCCAAGCCCUAUGUGCCGCGCCAAAGUGAUCGGGAGCGGGAAAGGGAACGGGAACGGGAACGAGAACAAGAACGAGAACGAGAACGAGAACGUGAGAUGGAGCAUGUGCGCACCAAGACGCCAGCAUCGUCGAGCAAGUCGUGGUCGCGCGAGGAUGAAAUUAAACCGAUUAUUAUGCGGCCAGCUGACUAUGAUGCGAAAUUCAAUCGUGUCAUGCAGCUGGAGCCACAGUCGGGUAAGCACGAGGGCGCAGCCAAGUUGCGCGACUCGGACAAAUACAACGAGAUCAAUCGAUUGCUCAACCAGAAGCUAUCCGCUCACGACAGAGACAGAGACAGAGAUAGAGAACGGGAGCGAGACCGGGAUAAAGAGCGCGUUAAACAGCGCUCGUUGCAUAACGAGGAUUUGGAUGACUUUAAUGACUCGGAUCCGUGCAGCGAGCCACAGCUGCAACCACCAGUUUCCGGUUACCGCAAGGAGAAUCUCACGGACAAGCAGAAGUUCAUGGAAUACGCCUCGAAGAAACACCAGCUGAAAUCAUACGCGGCAGAGGAGGCUCAACGCUAUGGUGGCAGUCGGCAUCGCUAUGUGGAUCCCGCUGAGCUGCCCUUCGAGCAACCACUGCCCGUGGGUCACAACAAAUAUGCGGCAGUUCAUCGUGGUUCCGAAGAGCAGCUAUUGACGCGCAACAACAGCAGCAACUGCAGCCAAACGGACCAACGCGACCGCCAUGAUCGCGACAGAGAGAGAGAGAGGGAGAGAGAGAGAGAGAGGGAAAGGGAUCGAGAUCGUGAUCGCGACCAUGAGCACGAUCAUUCGCGGGAUCGCAAUCCGUAUCGCGAGGCGGAGAGCCUGCCAUAUAUACAGAGCAUGGAGAAGAUGAUGAAAUCAACGGGCAUGCGCUACAAUGAGGAUCAGCCGCGCAAGCCGACCAGCAGUCGGGAGGGCAAUCGUCGUGAUGCCAGCGAUUAUGUACGGGAUUAUCCACAAGCAGUUGCAGCAGCAGCAGCCGGAGCCGGAACAGCUACAAGCAGUCAAGUGUCGCCGCGGGAGCGCUUCCACGAUGCCAAGGACAAGUUCCGGGCCAUGGAGCGCACCGGCGGUGGUAGCAAUCGCUACGAAUUGGAUGAGCGCGACAGCGUCAAUGGUGCGCCAGUUGUGCCUCCCACUAACGAUUAUCAUCGAUCAUCGUCGCGGCGACGUCGCGGCUCCGUGGAGCCGUCCAGCUAUGAGCAGUGGAGCGACGAGGAGGAGGAGCUGCUAUCCCCUGUACAACCGGCGGAGUCCAUGCUAAGCCGUUCGCGUGCGCGUUCACGUGAGCAUUGGGAACAGGAGCAGCUGCAGCUGCAGCAAACCAGCGGCAGCAGCAGCAACAUGCGACAUGGCCAGGAACGUGCACCGGAACGGGAACGGGAACGAGACCGGGACCGGGACAGAGAACGAGAUCGGGAUCGUCGCGAUCGCGAUUAUCCCAUGCGACGCGGUGAAGAGCCGCCGCAUGAUCCCUAUCGCCAUGAGAGGGAGCGCGAACGGGAGAGAGAAAGGGAUCGGGAUAGGGAGCGGGAGCGGGAACGGGAUCGGGAGCGAAUUCGUGACAGCCAUCAGUCACAGUCGCAGUUGCAGUCGCGCCAUCAGCUGCGCUCCCAAUCGCGCGAGUGCCUGCCGCCGGCAGAGCCGGCCAAGUCCAGGUCAUCGCGUGUGCCACAUCAAGCCGUCCGAUAUCCAUCGCCGGCACCCAGAGCCAACAGCAACAAUAGUAACAGCGCCGCUGGAUCCGGCACAGGCAAGCCACUGUCCAACAUGCCGAAGGGCUAUCGUCAUAGCUACGCGGAGCCGGUGUUUGCCCGUUCCGGUGGACGCGUUGGUCUCGCCGCAGUCAAUCCCUACUAAGUAGCAGGAGCAGAAACCACUUCAAAAUCAACAUCCUCAAUAACUGUAAAUUACACACACACACACACAUUUAUAUAUAUAUAUACAUUUAUAUAUAAAUAUACACAAACUCCGUCUGGGUGGAGAGGAAUAGCGACCCAAUCCAUGCGUCACAAUUCUGCUGGGCACGUAGUGCCGCAGCAGGGCAGCGCCUGUAAUUAUGUGCCUUCUAAAUAUGUUUUUUAUACAUACAUAUAUGCAUACAUACAUAUAUGCAAUAGCUUAUCAUUAUAUAUGUAUAUCCAUAUCUACAACUGUAUAAUGCAUGUACAUAUAUUUUAUAUACAAAGCUUAAAACGAAACUCAAACAAAUUGAUCCGAGUUGAAAUAUGCAUUUUUUUCGUAUUAAGUUGCGCGGUUGGUUGGUAUAUAUAAAUAUCUUAUUAUAUACAUAUAUACAUGCAUACCAUAUAUAUAUAAAUAUAUACAAGUACAUAUCUACUGUUUUUUUUUAAUCUACAUAAUAUUUGAUACUUGUAUGCAAAGUAAACGUAUAUAGCUGAUGUAUCUAUUGUUAUCGAUUUGAUAUUUGCAUUAAUAAAGCUUAAAAAAAAAACAACAA
Messenger RNA from Drosophila grimshawi, 4098 nucleotides. RefSeq lists its product as uncharacterized. The record is from RefSeq and is a predicted model, not a curated record. Lineage: Eukaryota; Metazoa; Arthropoda; Insecta; Diptera; Drosophilidae. Bases 243 to 3497 code for a protein of 1084 amino acids. The transcript is spliced from 5 exons.